This is a messenger RNA of Closterium sp. NIES-65, 1180 nucleotides long. NCBI's taxonomy places the organism in Eukaryota, Viridiplantae, Streptophyta, Zygnematophyceae, Desmidiales, Closteriaceae. The record is from the annotation of a GenBank genome assembly.
CAUGGCGUCGCGCAACCUGCUCUCCGGCGCCCUGCCCUCCGCCCUUCAAACCUCAGCUUCCCUGGAACAACUGCACCUGGAGGGCAACGGGCUUGCAGGGUCUCUACCGGACUUCUCUCGCUGGAACACGUCUCUCACUGCUCUGUUCCUAGCAGGCAACAACCUCACGGGCCAUAUCCCCCCCUCCAUCUCCACCCUCACCUCCCUCCUCAUCCUUAGCCUGCACAACAAUCAGUUGGAUGGACCCUUCCCAACCAGCCUCCUCUCCAUCACCUCCCUCGAGUCCUUGCUGCUGGCGCGCAACAGCAUUCAGGGCACCCUCCCAGACAGCCUGGGCCAACUCUCUUCCCUGCGCCACCUCUGGUUGAGUCACAAUAAUCUCACAGGGAAGCUUCCGUCCUCCUUCUGUAACCUGUCCCGUUUAGAAAUCCUGUACCUGAGCAGCAACAGCUUUUACGGCCCCAUCCCCGAUUGUCUCUUCAGGGCCUUCCCCUGCCUCAACAGACUGGACGUGAGUCACAACAGCUUCUACGGGCGAAUCAACCGCAACUUUGAGGGCAUAGUGCCCACAGCAGGGGCCCUCCUCAACCUCGCCCACAACUUCUUCUACGGCGACCCCGUGCUCUUCGCCAGUGGCUGCCAGUUCUGCCCAUCAGAAAUCGCGGCGGAGAGCGUGGUGGAGCCCGGGGAUCUGAGCGUACAAGCCGGAGGGAACUGCGUCGUGCAGUCAGAGGCGGGCAGAGCACCACUGGUGGUGGCACGGCAGUACGAGAGGGGGCAGGCCAGCCUGGCAAACAACUGCUUCCAGCCCACCGCCCCCCUCUCCUGCCCCGCCACUCCCUACUCCAACCCCAACACCCCUCCCAACUCCUCCACUUCCUCCUCCAUUUCCUCCUCCUCCCCAUCCUCCUCCUCCACCUCACCCACAUUCUCCCAGCGCACGCCAGCGGCAUGCAGGGCGUUCUGCAGCAUCACGGACAACGGCCCUUGUGACGGCCAUGGGGCCUGUGUGCCGCCCCCCCAGGGAGGGGACUCUUCUCAGGGCUCAACGGCCAACUUCUCGUGCCAGUGUGACGUGGGGUACAGUGCGUUUGACAGUGGUAACGGGUCGACGUGCGUCAUACUCACCACCACCACGGUCCCUGGUCCAGGUGGGUGGGUCUCUUCACAGCAAAAAUAA